This is a messenger RNA of Aspergillus homomorphus CBS 101889, 515 nucleotides long. RefSeq names its product FKBP-type peptidyl-prolyl cis-trans isomerase. Bases 115 to 459 code for a protein of 114 amino acids. The record is from RefSeq and is a predicted model, not a curated record. The transcript has 4 exons. NCBI's taxonomy places the organism in Eukaryota, Fungi, Ascomycota, Eurotiomycetes, Eurotiales, Aspergillaceae. Gene Ontology annotation, molecular function: peptidyl-prolyl cis-trans isomerase activity.
ACCCCCCCAGCGCCCCCACUUUACUUAAAGAGCUUUAAUUCUCCCGAUCAAACCUCCAAAUCUUCCAUCUUUCCUUCCACCAUCCAACUCAAAUCAACUUAAUCAACCAUCAAAAUGGGCGUCACCAAGACCAUCCUCACCCCCGGCAACACCGACAAGAAGCCCGUCAAGGGCGACACCGUCGUCAUCCACUACACCGGAUGCCUGUACAAGGAGGGUGCCGAGCACAACAUGGGUUCCCAAUUCGACAGCUCCCUCACCCGUGGUCCCUUCAAGACCGCCAUCGGCAUCGGCCGGGUCAUCCGCGGCUGGGACGAGGGCGUGCCGACCAUGAACGUCGGUGAGGAGGCCAUCCUGACGAUCACCCCUGACUACGGAUACGGAUCCCAGGGUUUCCCCGGUUUGAUCCCUGCUAACUCGACUUUGGUUUUCAAGGUCAAGCUGCUCGGUAUUGAGUAAAUUGACUAGUUUUUGUAUCUUCUUGUAUCUAUCUAAUAAAAAUUCCUUUUUUUUUU